UCUGACAUUAUACACGCGGAACUACUCAAAACGAAAGUAAACAAUACCAGAGCUAUCGCGACAAUAGUCUAUGAUCUUGGAGGCGAUGAGUUACUGGUAACCUUUGUUGUGAAGAGUUAGGACUUGAUUUUCUACUGUAAACAUCGUCCUGAUCAACUAUCUUUUUAUGCUGAAGUGUUUCUACGACCAUGAUGAAGGGGAAGAAAAACAUCGAAGUCGAUGACAGGAGGGAAUUUGUCGAAAAACGCGAGCAACAUUUACAACGUCGGAGUCGCCUUCUCAGCGAAGCCAGUAGCAGCAGCGGGACGUCGAGCGAGCGGAACUCGCUGUCUGGUUCGGCCAGCAGUCUGGGCGCUGUUGGAGGUCCGUAUCCGCCCCCGCCGUCGUCCGCUAGUGCUGCUGCUAGAAAAAGUUGGCUGAAAGCGGGCGAUGACGAUGAAUUUGACGAGGAAGAUUCGGCGAAGGCAGUCAAGAAGUACUGUCAGGUCAAUACUCCAAUGAUGUUCAGUGUGAAAAGCGGUAGAACCAGAGAUUUCAUCGUAUCCCAAGUCCUGCGAGAGUCGAGCUGUUCAAAUACUCGUCAUUGGUGGAUGCAAGAGGCACAGGGCAUAAAUGUGCUCCCCCUUUCCAGCAAAACCCAAUAGGACCUACAUCAUACAUGUACGUGUACCUUAAGUACACAUAUAAGCAGGGCUCUAAAAUAUCUUUUCCUUGAAGGGAGUCCGUAUCUAAUUUUUCACACUCUGUAUGCAUGAGCCCUAUGUGCAAACAAAAUAAAAUUAAAAAAAAAAAUGUUGGGGGUCUGUUUGUCCCGGGCAUCAUUCAGUGUUGAGCCCUGUAACAUUUCCCCAAUAAUACACAUUUUAGAUCUUAAAAAGAAUCUGUAAAUGUGAAACAAUAAUCCUUUUUUUAGUAAACCUGAAAUUUGUUGACUUACAGGGUGUGUACAUGUAUUCCCCCACUCCCCAGUAAGAGAACCCUGAUACCGCCACUCACAGAUGUACCCAGUGUCUCCUGUGCAGUCUCACCGUACAUAGUAUCAAGUCCGAGCCAUCACCAAUGUCCUCAUAAUCGAUUGCUCAUCACUCUGGUGGGCCAUCUAUUGUUUGUUCUUCAAUCUCUCACUGUGGACACAGCUAGUCCUCCUGACUGACUUCAUGGUACUGGGCCUACGACGGUGAUUGCUUUCCUUAUUAUUAGCUUCACAAUGACUGGGUCAUAUUGGUUGAUGCGGCUAUGAUAAGUGGGUCUUUGGAAAGGUAGUUUGUAACAUGUGUUGUAAGAGUGUAUGUACCCUGUACCUAAGCGAAAUGACCUGGAUUUGCUAGCUAUAUAUGUUCCGAAAGGAGUGAGCAAUUCCAAAAAGAGAGGUCACUUAUAAAAAAAGAAGACAGCAAAUUUUGUCCAUCUAUCGUAUGCUGAUAGCCAGUACUUACUAACUCUGUGUAUAUUAGUAAUAAUAAUAAAUCUAGAUUUAUAUAGUGCUUAAUAUGAAAUAUGAUCUUCUAAGCGCUUUACAGA
Molecule: messenger RNA, 1521 nt
Organism: Strongylocentrotus purpuratus (purple sea urchin)
Lineage: Eukaryota; Metazoa; Echinodermata; Echinoidea; Camarodonta; Strongylocentrotidae
Exons: 2
Coding region: 189-644 (151 amino acids)
Source: RefSeq, a predicted model, not a curated record